AUGUCCAAGAUAAACCAUACCAUGGUGACCGAGUUCAUUCUCUUGGGACUGACUGACCAACCUGAGUUGCAGCCUAUCCUCUUCAUAAUAUUUUUACUGGUCUAUCUCAUCACUGUAGUGGGGAAUGUAGGAAUGAUCGCGCUGAUCAGGGGUGACCCCAAACUUCACACUCCCAUGUACUUUUUCCUCAGCCACUUGUCAUUUGUAGAUCUCUGUUAUGCCACCAAUGUCACACCUCAGAUGCUGGUCAAUUUUUUGUCUCAAAGAAAAACCAUUUCAUUUGUAGGCUGCCUCAUACAGUUUCAUUUUUUCAUUGCUUUGGUAAUCACAGAUUAUUACAUGCUCACAGUUAUGGCCUAUGACCGUUAUGUAGCUAUCUGCAAUCCACUGCUCUACAGUAGCAAAAUGUCCAAGAACGUCUGUAUCUCUCUGGUUGCUGCAACCCAUAUCUAUGGCUUUGUCAAUGGUCUGAUACAGACCAUCCUGAUGCUUCGUCUAUCCUUCUGUGGCCCUAAUGAGAUUAACCACUUCUACUGUGCUGACCCACCUCUCAUGGUCCUCUCCUGCUCAGAUACUUACAUCAAAGAAACUGCCAUGUUUAUAGUUGCUGGUUCAAACCUCACCUGCUCUCUGACAGUCAUUCUCAUCACUUACAUGUUCAUUUUUGUGGCCAUCCUGCGCAUCUGCUCGGCUGAGGGACGGCGUAAAGCUUUCUCUACCUGUGGCUCCCACCUGACAGCUGUCACUAUCUUUUAUGGGACUCUGUUUUGCAUGUAUCUAAAACCCCCCUCAGAGACAUCUGUACAACAAGGGAAAAUUGUAGCAGUUUUCUAUAUUUUUGUGAGUCCUAUGUUAAAUCCCUUGAUCUAUAGUCUGAGGAAUAAAGAUGUAAAGGAGGCUGUGAAAAGAAUUCUGUUCAAAGAUGUUCUCAGAACAGCAUUGGCAUCACUGUGUACAACAUUCUCUUGGUUCGACUCAUUUUUUCAUGCAAGUAUUUCCAUGGUUCUCUAAAAUCAACCAGAUCAUCAUUUUUAUAACACAAUGGUAUUCCGUCAAAAUCAUAUACCAUAACUUGUUUAGCCAUUCCCCAAUUGAGAAGCAUCCCCUCAAUUUCCAGUUCUUUGCUGCUAUAAAUAUGUUGGAACAUAUAAGUUCAUUUCCUCUUUUCCUAAUCACCUUCAGACAGACAUCUAACAGUGAUAUUGCUGGGUCAAAGUUUUGUAAUUCUUUGGGGAUAAUUCUAGAUUGUAUUCCAUAAGGGUUGGAGCAGUUCCCAGGGAAUCAUUUUAAAGAGGUCAUUCAAACCUCAGAGUCUUCAUGGUUUCCCUGUUAGAUUUUAGUUGACAACUCCAUUUAAUGAAACAUAUUACGCCUCAGCAAAAGACAUUUUCUCAUACAAGUGUUCAUAAAAUUAUCUUAUAAAUUUUUUCCACAUUUUUCAGUCCAUCUGCUCAAUCAACUAUCUGGGCCUAAAUGGCUCGAUAUUUCAGGUACCUGUUGAAUGGGGUUUGCCCUAGAAGAUUACCUUUUAAGAUCUCUUUUGGAGUUAUGAAAAUUAUAUCUUCAUUUGUUUAACUUUUUAAACCUAAAACAAAAACAAAACACACAAAAAACAGCUUGAUUCUCCUCACUCCAAUCAGCUCUGCAUAUCACACCCAGUUAUCCAUUUAUGUGACAGUUUAUGUUUCGAAAAAAAAAUGCUAUGACCCUAGUCAGAUCUCUUCACUUCAUUACUUUCUCAUUGCUUGCAGAACGUUAACCAACUGGCAUCCUAACACUGCAGGCCCUCUAGUCCAGUCUGCAUUUCUGAUCCUUUCUUGGGUGAUCCCCAAUGUCAAUACUCUCUGUCUUUGACCACCAAGUCCUUCAGUGGAGUAGGUAUGGUGACUGAUGUUAGCUGCACUCCAUCCCAGCCCACUCUGAAAGAAGAAUGACCUCAGAUCUACCAUUAGAUGUCAAUCUGUUAAUUAAAGAGUCCUAUUAAAGAGGAACGCAGUACUCCAGCAAAACUGCCUUCCUUGCAGUUCUCUGAAAUACUAUGUGCUUUCUAGCCUCCACAUCUUUUCCCAAACCUCUCUGUCUAUAAAAUGACCUUGAACAUGCAGUCACAGACACAAUUCAUAGAGCUGGAAUGGAUCCCUGAAAAAAUCUUAUCCAACCUAUAUACGAACAUGAAAUCCCUCAGCAACAUUCCUGAUAAAUGGCCAUUCAUCUUUUUCUUGAAGACUUUAAGUGAGGAUGAAACCACUGCCUUCUGAGGAAACUUGUUCUGUUGUUGGACAACUCCAAUAGUUAGGAAGGUCUUCCCUCUGUCAUGCAUAGGCUUCCUGUUUUGUAACUUCAUAUAUAGUUCCUAGUUCUGCCCUAUGGGACCAUGAAAAAUGACUCUUAUGUCUGACUCUCCCCUUCCUCCCACAGAAGAGCCCUUCCAACACCCGAAGAUAACUAUUACCUCCUCAUCUUCUCCAGGCUUCCUCUGAUUUCCACUUUUCAUUCAUCCAAAGUCUAUAAAGCCCAUGUGGGACCUGCCCCCCAUAUAGCAUGAAGCCUUCUCUUAUCAUAUAAGGUCAUGAUGAGCUUGCCUUUUUAUUGGCACAUCAUAUACUUCUCUCCAACUAAUAGUCUUACAGAUGUUCUUGAAGAUGUUGAGAGGUUAAGUGAAGUUAUUUACCCAGGGUCACACAGUCAACAUGCGUCAAAGGCACAAAUUUGAACACUGGGCUUCAUAACUUCAAAGUCAGCUGUCUAUCCAUUUUUUCCAUACUACGUCUUAGUACCAGUUUGCAUAGGCACAGCUAGUAUUUAACUAAAAAUAAAUGCAAAUCAGCAAACACAUUAAGCAUCUAUUAAGUGUUAUGUGCCAGGAAUAAAAAAGACAAACAAUUAAAGAGGAACCACAGCACAGAAGCAAGUGUGUGCACUGGAUCUGGAGUCAGAGAACCUGAAUUCAAAUC
Molecule: messenger RNA, 2954 nt
Organism: Phascolarctos cinereus (koala)
Lineage: Eukaryota; Metazoa; Chordata; Mammalia; Diprotodontia; Phascolarctidae
Product: olfactory receptor 5M5-like
Biological process (GO): G protein-coupled receptor signaling pathway
Cellular component (GO): membrane
Molecular function (GO): olfactory receptor activity; G protein-coupled receptor activity
Source: RefSeq, a predicted model, not a curated record